Symbiodinium natans is the source of this 531-nucleotide messenger RNA. The record is from the annotation of a GenBank genome assembly. Lineage: Eukaryota; Dinophyceae; Suessiales; Symbiodiniaceae.
AUGUUAACGUUUGCACUGACCUUUUUCUUUCGUAUGACACUCUUCGAACCCAGCUCUUUGGUUCAAGGGGCUCGUCUUUGCUGUUCGAUCCUGAACAUGGCAGCCCUCUUCCAGAGCACGGACUUUUUCCACCUGAUUUUGUCCGACGGCUACAAGGUGAUUUCCGAUGAAGCAACUCUUGCGUCCAACGCAGCAAACCAAUCGAUGCCCAGCAGUUGCAACUUGGCAUCCCGAAGUGAAAUCUCUUGCGCAGACGUGGUCAGGGAGUCUCCACAGGCGCGCCAAAGCACCUGGUCACAGACUUGCCCCGGGGUCAAUCACCCGAUGGGUGCAUCCCGCAACGGCGAGUUCUUUGCAAAGAGCUGUGCCAACGAAUGUGGCUAUCAAAAGGUUCCUUUGUCCCAGCUGGAUAACAUGGCCGAUGAAAUGCACGUUGUCAGGAAGCACGCGGACUGCUUCAUGGGUCUGAUCGAGAAGGUGCCUUGGGCACAUCGGCGCCAUGUUUUCCCGCAAUUCCUUGCUUGGGCUUGA